CAUUUAUUAGUUUGCUGAUUCUUAGAGUAGUCAGAAUUAUAUGCAUCUUAAGAUGGGGAUAACUACCGCAGCGCUGCGAUCCCAGCUAAUGGGCUUGACCAACUUCAUUGGCACACACAAGGACCAAGCGGACAAGUAUCGUCAGCUGCUGAAGAGUGUGCUGUCAAACACCGGCCCCGAAUUGAUCGAUACACUGAAGCUCUUUGUUGAGGCCAUUGUCAACGAACAUGUUAGCCUGGUCAUAGCUCGCCAGAUACUGAACGAUGUGGGCGUCGAGCUGAGCAAACUGCCCGACGAUAUGUCCAAGCAGUUGUCCCACUUCACAUUGGAGAAGGUGCAUCCACGCGUCAUUUCCUUUGAGGAGCAGGUGGCCGGCAUACGAUUCCAUUUGGCCAACAUCUACGAGCGCAAUCAACAAUGGCGAGAUGCGGCCACAGUUCUGGUUGGCAUUCCUCUGGAAACGGGUCAGAAGCAGUAUUCCGUCGAGUGUAAACUAGGUACAUACUUGAAAAUAGCUCGACUUUAUCUGGAGGACAAUGAUUCCGUGCAGGCCGAGUUGUUCAUCAAUCGUGCUUCGCUGCUGCAGGCGGAAACCAACUCUGAGGAAUUACAGGUUCUCUACAAAGUGUGCUACGCCCGCGUUCUGGAUUAUCGGCGUAAGUUCAUUGAAGCUGCCCAACGUUACAACGAACUCUCCUACCGCAAAAUAGUGGAUCAAGGUGAGCGCAUGACGGCGCUGAAGAAGGCGCUUAUCUGCACGGUUUUAGCCUCAGCCGGACAGCAGCGUUCCCGCAUGUUGGCCACACUCUUUAAGGAUGAACGCUGCCAGCAUUUACCAGCCUAUGGCAUAUUGGAGAAGAUGUAUCUGGAGCGCAUUAUUCGUCGCUCCGAACUGCAGGAGUUCGAGGCUCUGUUAAUGGAUCAUCAGAAGGCUGCCACACCCGAUGGAUCAUCCAUACUUGAUCGCGCUGUCUUUGAGCACAACUUGUUGUCCGCCAGCAAAUUGUAUAAUAAUAUUACAUUCGAGGAGCUGGGUGCAUUGCUGGACAUACCCGCUGCAAAGGCAGAGAAGAUUGCCUCACAAAUGAUAACCGAGGGACGCAUGAACGGACACAUUGAUCAAAUCUCGGGAAUCGUGCACUUCGAGAAUCGUGAACUGUUGCCCCAAUGGGAUCGUCAAAUCCAAUCACUCUGCUAUCAAGUUAAUUCCAUUAUUGAAAAGAUUGGAGUCGCCGAGCCCGAUUGGCUUGAUAACCAGAACUAACCAUCAAUUCUUAAGCCCAAUCUCUCAUUAUCUAUAUAAUUUAAUAUAAUCUUCUGUAUAUUGAUAAAUUGCAUUCAUAAUGCAGUUUUUUCUACAGUUUUUUACAUUUUAUUAACUUGUGCUGAGUUUCAUUUUGUAAAUUUCAUUUUGAAUUUAAGAAAUAAACGAUGGUCCCAUGGAUCGUGCAACAAAACAAACAAAUUUAGCUAUAUAUAGUUGUGCUGAAUGAAAAAUUCUA
This is a messenger RNA of Drosophila innubila, 1502 nucleotides long. RefSeq names its product COP9 signalosome complex subunit 4 (gene CSN4). Gene Ontology annotation, cellular component: cytosol; COP9 signalosome. Lineage: Eukaryota; Metazoa; Arthropoda; Insecta; Diptera; Drosophilidae. The transcript is spliced from 2 exons. The coding region runs from base 41 to 1264 and encodes 407 amino acids. The record is from RefSeq and is a predicted model, not a curated record.